This is a messenger RNA of Hydra vulgaris (swiftwater hydra), 1299 nucleotides long. NCBI's taxonomy places the organism in Eukaryota, Metazoa, Cnidaria, Hydrozoa, Anthoathecata, Hydridae. The record is from RefSeq and is a predicted model, not a curated record.
AAUUGCUCAACUAUUUGCUAGCUAGUCGCUAGCUCAUUUUCCAUCAGGAGGUAUAUAUACUAUGCAUACUCCUGCAUACUAUCAACCAUUAUCAUAACCAUUGAUUGUAUGCAAAAAUAUGAAGGAAACUAUUCAAAAUGUUAUUAUGAACCACUUGAUUUUAAAUAAAUUAAUUUAAUUAAUUUAUCUAAAAUCAAAUUUAUUAGAAGAUUUAGAUUUCAUAACAAGAACUAUUGAAGUUGGUGAUUGGUGGUGGUGAUUGGUGGUUGGUGACUGCUGGUAAUGAUUGGUGGUUGGAAGUGGUUGUUGGUGAUGGUUGGUGGUGGUGGUUGUUGGUGGUAAUAUCAAUUCUCAGACUUUGCAAAAGCAUUUGAUUUCGUCAUCAAAACAAUGUUGCAAGCUUUAUAGUUAUUGCUCCAUUCUUAUAUUUUACAAUGGUGUAAAUUAUUCAAUAGUGUACAGUAGUGUAUAGAAUUGUAAUAGAAAAUGAAGAAAUGUUCCAGGAAAGUUUGUUUCAGAUUGGAAGGAGUCAAAAGAAAAUGGAUUACAGUGUAAAAAACUAUGAGUUUGCACGUCGAAUGUCUAGAUCAGAGUCAUCUCUCAAAGACUGUCUGUAUAAUGAUCAACGAUCAAACACUUUUUCUGAAAAGUGCUUCAAAAACGAAAAAGAUGAUUUACAAUCGUCACAAAAGAAAAUUGGCUUUAUAACUUAUGUUCCUCUGCUAGGAUUCGACAUUGGAAAGUUUUUAGGAAAAUCGAAACGAAAAAUUAAAAAUGAGACUUCUCUUUUGCGACAAGCUGUUAGAAGUUUUGACGAAAAACGUUUAAGAGAAAUUAUUGAAUCAAAAUUAGUUGAUAUAAACAUAGCUAGUUCAAAAGGUAUUACCGCUGUACACGAAGCAGCUAUUGAUGGAAAUUUGAUUGGAUUAAAAAUCCUAGUUGAUAACGGAGCAGAUAUUUCAAAAGUUGAUAACGAAGGUUUUACGUGUCUCGACUAUUCAGUUCUAGGAGGAAAUUUUGAAUGUGCUUCUUACUUAAUUAGUAAAGGUGCUAAAACAGAUCGCGUGCGAGAUGGAGUUCAAAAUAUCAAUUCAUAUUUUUCAAAAGAUUAUCGCUUGAAAGAACUGAAGCAAAACGAAUGUUCUUACCAGUGUAACAAUACAAGAAUAAAUACUUAAAACAUCUCAGCAAUUUAUUUUAAAAUAAUUUAUUAUAUAAAAAAGCCUAAUACUGUCGAGAAUAUAGUUAUAUAUUAUUGUAACAUUUAUUUAUUAAAUUUAAAGGGAUCUAUUGACAUAU